UGCACCUCUAACAAAGUCUAUUCGCAUUUGAUGUGAUGACAUGAAACAAGCAAACGUUUCUAGUUUCUGCAAUCUGUACGAGAUGAAUUAUUGGUCAAACUAUCUCAGACCAAACCUGAAUAAUAGGUUUCUGGUGAUUUUAUUGAUCACAAUCAACCAUGACCUAUGCGGUGACAGAAGAAGAGUACAUGCCUGGACCUACCACUACAGCACCCAGAACAUGGACUGGGAUUCAGCUAGCCAUUGGUGCAAGCAGCAUUACACUGACAUGUUGGCCAUCCAGAACCUGGAGGAGAUUGUUUACAUCAACAACAUGCUCCCUAAGCACCCACAAUACUACUGGAUCGGCAUCCGCAAGGUGAAUGGGUUAUGGACCUGGAUCGGAACCAACAAGACCCUGACCAAAGAGGAAGAAAACUGGGCCACUGGAGAGCCCAACAACAGAGGCAAUGGCCAGGACUGUGUGGAGAUCUACAUUAAGAGACAGAAAGAUGAAGCCAAGUGGAAUGAUGAGAAGUGCACAAAGAAAAAGGGAGCCGUCUGCUACACAGCAUCUUGCUCAGAGCAUAGCUGCAGUGUCCAUGCUGAUUGCUUGGAGAACAUAGGGUCCUACGCCUGUCAAUGUUACCCUGGCUUCAAGGGGCCCCGUUGCCAGGAAGUGAUGCAGUGCGACACUAUAAUAGCUCCCCCUCAUGCGUCCAUAAGCUGCCAAAACCCUGUGGAGAAGUUCAGCUAUGGUUCCACCUGUACCGUAGAGUGUGAGGAGGGUUUUUUUCUAGUAGGAACUAACUCCACCCACUGCUCCUCAGUGGGGAACUGGAGCCACAGCCUUCCUACAUGUCAGGUGAUGCAGUGCGACACUAUAAUAGCUCCCACUCAUGCGUCUAUAAGCUGCCAAGACCCUGUGGAGAAGUUCAGCUAUGGUUCCACCUGUACCGUAGAGUGUGAGGAGGGGUUUGUUCUAGUAGGAACUAACUCCACCCACUGCUCCUCAGUGGGGAACUGGAGCCACAGCCUUCCUACAUGUCAGGUGAUGCAGUGCGACACUAUAAUAGCUCCCACUCAUGCGUCUAUAAGCUGCCAAGACCCUGUGGAGAAGUUCAGCUAUGGUUCCACCUGUACCGUAGAGUGUGAGGAGGGGUUUGUUCUAGUAGGAACUAACUCCACCCACUGCUCCUCAAUGGGGAACUGGAGCCACACCCUUCCUACAUGUCAGGUGAGCCAGUGUGACACUAUAAAAGCUCCUCCUCACGCCUCCAUGAAAUGCCAGGACCCUGUGGAGAGGUUCAGCUACGGUUCCACCUGUACCAUUGAGUGUGAGGAGGGGUUUGUUCUAGUAGGAACUAACUCCACCCACUGCUCCUCAAUGGGGAACUGGAGUCACAGCCUUCCUACAUGUCAGGUGAUGCAGUGCGACACUAUAAUAGCUCCCCCUCAUGCGUCUAUAAGCUGCCAAGACCCUGUGGAGAAGUUCAGCUAUGGUUCCACCUGUACCGUAGAGUGUGAGGAGGGUUUUUUUCUAGUAGGAACUAACUCCACCCACUGCUCCUCAGUGGGGAACUGGAGCCACAGCCUUCCUACAUGUCAGGUGAUGCAGUGCGACACUAUAAUAGCUCCCACUCAUGCGUCUAUAAGCUGCCAAGACCCUGUGGAGAAGUUCAGCUAUGGUUCCACCUGUACCGUAGAGUGUGAGGAGGGGUUUGUUCUAGUAGGAACUAACUCCACCCACUGCUCCUCAAUGGGGAACUGGAGCCACACCCUUCCUACAUGUCAGGUGAGCCAGUGUGACACUAUAAAAGCUCCUCCUCACGCCUCCAUGAAAUGCCAGGACCCUGUGGAGAGGUUCAGCUACGGUUCCACCUGUACCGUUGAGUGUGAGGAGGGGUUUGUUCUAGUAGGAACUAACUCCACCCACUGCUCCUCAAUGGGGAACUGGAGCCACAGCCUUCCUACAUGUCAGGUGAUGCAGUGCGACACUAUAAUAGCUCCCACUCAUGCGUCUAUAAGCUGCCAAGACCCUGUGGAGAAGUUCAGCUAUGGUUCCACCUGUACCGUAGAGUGUGAGGAGGGGUUUGUUCUAGUAGGAACUAACUCCACCCACUGCUCCUCAAUGGGGAACUGGAGCCACAGCCUUCCUACAUGUCAGGUGAGCCAGUGUGACACUAUAAAAGCUCCUCCUCACGCCUCCAUGAAAUGCCAGGACCCUGUGGAGAGGUUUAGCUACGGUUCCACCUGUACCGUUGAGUGUGAGGAGGGGUUUGUUCUAGUAGGAACUAACUCCACCCACUGCUCCUCAAUGGGGAACUGGAGCCACACCCUUCCUACAUGUCAGGCUGAUCAGUGCGACGUCUUAACCAAUCCUGCUCAUGGCUAUGUUAACUGCUCUGGACCCCAUGGACAGUUUUCCUACAGUUCCCAAUGUCAGUUCUCAUGUGAGCAGGGGUUUCUGCUGAAUGGAACGGCUGAUACAGAGUGCACAUCCCUGGGCACGUGGAGCAUUAGAUCACCCCUCUGUGAGGCACGUGAGUGUCCCUCUCCGGUGGAACCACGCAGAGGCUGGAUGAACUGCAGCCACCCCUAUUCAUCCAACAGUUAUGGCUCACAGUGCCUCCUCGGAUGCAGUGAAGGAUUCUGGUUAACAGGAGCUCCCACUAUGCAUUGCAACGCAUCGGGAGUCUGGAGCCAAGACUUUCCCUCCUGUAAAGAGUCAGCAGGUAUGUCGGUGGGAGCUGGGAUGCUGAGGUAUGCUGCAGUAGGUGCUGCUUCAGCAGCAGGGCUGCUGCUGCUGGUGGGAGUGGCGAUUCUGAUCUCAAAGAAACUCAAGAAGAAAAGUGACUUCAACUUGAACAACUCAUUCUGGGAGGAAAGAGAAAAUCCUGCUUUUGAGUUUUCUUAAAAAUAGUUUACUUUAUAUCAUCAAGGUUUUGCACAGUAAAUUUAGAUGGUCAGUUAUAAGAGUUAAUGUUUUUUUCUAUAUAUUUCAUGUUAAAGCCCAAGUUAGUUAUAUCCAACUGUACUUUGUGAUAUCAAAAUAAUAUUGAUAUGGAUAAAUAUGUCAUUAAUAAAAGUCCUAGAGCAGUCAGAAAAUA
Esox lucius (northern pike) is the source of this 3089-nucleotide messenger RNA. It is a transcript of the gene selp, whose product is annotated as selectin P. NCBI's taxonomy places the organism in Eukaryota, Metazoa, Chordata, Actinopteri, Esociformes, Esocidae. The transcript has 18 exons. Gene Ontology annotation, molecular function: oligosaccharide binding; sialic acid binding. Gene Ontology annotation, cellular component: external side of plasma membrane; membrane. Gene Ontology annotation, biological process: response to cytokine; heterophilic cell-cell adhesion; leukocyte tethering or rolling. The record is from RefSeq and is a predicted model, not a curated record. Bases 41 to 2896 code for a protein of 951 amino acids.